AGCAACUGACUAGCUUAGCGAUAGUGAGCCUAUCCUGUGGCCCCCUCCCAGCCCCUGCACGUGGGUCGUGCGCCGCCAAGCAGCAGUUUCGUUGCCCAACCCGAGCCAGAUCGCCAGUUUUAGAAUGCACCAUCCCUGAGCGAGCCCACAAGCACCUGAGUGGCCCACAAGAAGGGUGCCCGCCCGGGCAUCGCACCCGCUCCGCGGCCCAUAUGUUGCCCGUGGGCUUCGCCGCCACGAUGCUCAAGCUCCCACGCACGGCCGGGCCGCAGCGGCAGCUGCCCAGCUACCAAACUGCCGUGCCCCUCGACCCAGCCGCCUCUGAGUCUCCGCGAGAGGUGCUGGGCGGCCUUCCGCUGCCCCAGGCGCGCUCUGCGUCAUCCAGGCUUGCCAACACGCAGUCCGAUCGCGCCGUGGAGCCCCAGGAUGGCCACGCCCAGGACGUCCUGCGCCUGCUCAACGCCGGCUGGUUUGGCCCGCUGAGCAAGUCCAAGGCGGCGCGGCUGUUCAGCCGGCCGGCCGCCGAGGCGGAGGCGGCGAUGCCCCCUCUCGCACGGCGUGGCCGGCAGCGGCAGCAGCAGCAGCCCGCGGCAUCGGGGGACCGCGGAUCUGAUGCCUCGCCCUCCACCUCCAGCCAGCGAUCCGGGAGCAGCACCCAGCUGGCCGGGGGCGGCAGUGGCAGCAGGGGCAACCACCCCGUGGCGAUGCCAAGUUGUCAGCAGCAGCAGCAGCAGGCGGCAAUCCAGGAGCUGCCAGGCAUUGGCACCUGGGCGGGGCGCUACCGGCUGUUUGGUGGGCGGAACCCUCCCGAGGAGCGGCAAGCGGUUGCGGUCGCGCAGCAGCAGCAAACAUCCCCACCUGUACGCAGCGGGGCAGGGCAGGCACAGCAAUGUGCGGCCGAGCAGCAGGAGCGUGGCGGCGGCGAUGGGGACAUGGAUGGCAGCCCUGUGGUGCUGCGGCCGGGCGGUUACGUGCAGCCGGCGGCCGCAGCGCAGCCAGGGGAGGGGCGGCUGCGAGGCAACUAUGGGUCGCCGGAGGCGCAGGAGGAUGCGUGGCGCUGGCGCUUCAGCAGGAAGUGGGCUACCGAACAGAAGCGGUAUUAUGAGCAGCCCGAGCAGCCCACCAGCCUGGUCAGCGAUGACCUCGAUGCGAUGGAGUUCACGCAGGCGUGCGGCACCGGGCUCAACCUGCAAGUCAUGCCCACCUCGGCCGCUCGGCGGCCCAUCAAGGCGGUGGCUGCCAGCACGGAUGAGGACGGCGCGCUGGGCCAUGAGAACAGCGCCUCUUCGCUGUCGCUGUGCCAGUUUGAUGUGGACCACUCCCAGAACACGAUGGGCCUGCUGUCAGCUGAGAUGUCGCCCGGCAACAGCGCGCACGGCGCCAUUGCGGCGGGGCGCCUGCUGCACCGCACCGGCAGCGGCGGCGGCGGCUGGCAACGGCCGCAGCACCAGCAUCAGCACCAGCAUCAGCACGGCCAGGCCGCCCCCUCCCCCCGCCUGCCCAGCGCCACCAAGAGCGUGCUGUCCAUGGCCAGCAAGGCGCAGGACCUGCUGCAGAAGCAGGGCGCCAUCGAGCAGGAGGUGCAGGACCGCUGGGAGCGGAGCUGCUCUGCCAGCGAUGCCUGGGCGGGGCGCAACCUGCGGGGCGUGCAGAUCGACAUGUGGGGGCGAUUCAAGUACUGCGUGCUGCGUGUCAGCGACGGCGCGGGGCGCACACGUUUCAUCGUGCGUGGCCGCAGCGGCGCCACGCCAGCGCAGCUGCUGGAGGCGGCCAACCAGGAGGCGGCAGGGGCCAGCCGGUCGGGCGCUCUGCCCGCUGUGAUGGUGGAGGUCGUGGGGGCAGGCGUCAUGGAGUGGCGAGAGGACACCGAGCGCGAGCUGCACCUCAUGCCAAGCAUCCUGCCACCGGGCGGCGUUGGGCUGGAUGCAACACGUACUGCCGGCGGCCCCGACUCCCCCACCAAGUCCGCCUACCUAGGGGACAUGAGUGGGCUCACAGCAUCACUUGUGCGCCAGGCGCUGCCUUGCCACUUCCGCAUCACCACCUCGGGCUCCGCCUCCCGUGCCAACGGCAUGGCUGCUGUGGCCAACCGGGUAUGA
Molecule: messenger RNA, 2099 nt
Organism: Chlorella variabilis
Lineage: Eukaryota; Viridiplantae; Chlorophyta; Trebouxiophyceae; Chlorellales; Chlorellaceae
Exons: 10
Coding region: 213-2099 (628 amino acids)
Source: RefSeq, a predicted model, not a curated record